GCGCUGAGAUCUUAUCGCUGCGAUAAGUCCAGGACCCCGCGAUCCCUUGACAGUGCUCAGACGUGACCCCGCCAUUCUUCAACAGCUUCCUCCAUAUAAGCCACAGCUUCACAAACCUCCCUUCCUUGUACAACAGUGAAGUCAGGUUUUGAAGAAUUCCCAUCUAAUCACAACUCGUACUUUCCUCACACAACCAUGUCUCACGAGCACUCACACGACGGCCCUCACGGCCACGCGCACGCCCACGAGGGCGGCUUCAACGCCCAGGAGCACGGCCACUCCCACGAGAUCCUCGACGGUCCUGGAAGCUACCUCGGCCGUGAGAUGCCCAUUGUCGAGGGCAGAAACUGGAGCGAUCGUGCUUUCACAAUUGGAAUUGGAGGACCAGUCGGCUCCGGCAAGACGGCCCUGAUGCUCGCCCUCUGCCUCGCCCUGCGCGAAAAGUACUCCAUCGCCGCCGUCACAAACGACAUCUUCACCCGCGAGGACGCCGAAUUCCUCACCCGUCACAAGGCCCUGCCCGCCCCGCGCAUCCGCGCCAUCGAGACGGGCGGCUGCCCGCACGCCGCCGUGCGCGAGGACAUCUCGGCCAACCUCGCCGCCCUCGAGGACCUCCACCGCGAGUUCGACGCCGACCUCCUCCUCAUCGAGUCCGGCGGCGACAACCUGGCCGCCAACUACUCGCGCGAGCUGGCCGACUACAUUAUCUACGUCAUUGACGUCUCGGGCGGCGACAAGAUCCCGCGCAAGGGCGGCCCGGGCAUCACGCAGAGCGAUUUGCUGGUUGUGAACAAGACGGAUCUGGCCGAGAUUGUGGGCGCCGAUCUGGGCGUCAUGGAGAGGGACGCGCGCAAGAUGCGCGAGGGCGGGCCGACCGUGUUUGCGCAGGUGAAGAAGAAUGUUGCCGUUGAUCACAUUGUCAACCUCAUGCUUAGCGCGUGGAAGGCGAGUGGUGCCGAGGAGAACCGUAGGGCUGCGGGCGGACCGCGGCCUACGGAGGGCCUUGACAGCCUCAAGGCUUGAGUAGCAUAUGUGCCAUCGAACGUUGGAAGAAUGUAAGAAGUGAGGGUUGAUGCAAAAAAAAGUUGAACGAAUCUCUCUUUUCAAAAAAAAACUCCGGAGGAUGGCAUCAGACCUGUAUCUAUAGCCGACGUUACUGCUAAUAUCUAUGCAUUCUUUUCCCGGGGCG
Messenger RNA from Colletotrichum scovillei, 1189 nucleotides. RefSeq lists its product as uncharacterized. The record is from RefSeq and is a predicted model, not a curated record. Bases 196 to 1023 code for a protein of 275 amino acids. The transcript has 2 exons. NCBI's taxonomy places the organism in Eukaryota, Fungi, Ascomycota, Sordariomycetes, Glomerellales, Glomerellaceae. Gene Ontology annotation, molecular function: GTPase activity; nickel cation binding.